AUGUCCCCACUGUCGUCCCAUGCCCUAUGUCUGGUGCUGCACAGGCCAGCAAUCCCCCAGAGAUGCUCUCGCAGAUGGCUGCAAGUAACCCACCAGACCCUCAUUUAUCCAAAAAGGCCCACUUCUGCAGAAACUGGGGAUUUUGAGAGAAGAUGCUGCAUCUGCCGGCUGCGGGGAGCCUCGGUCACCUGCUGGGGCCGGUAUUGCCCCCGAAACUUCUACUUCCCCUGCAGCAGCAAGCAAUGAUGCAUUUCCCAGUUUUGGGGGGAGUUCAAGUGCUUCUGCUGGAAGAAUCUGCCGGUGCAGCAGGUCCAGGCAGCGCAGUGGGACCAGACCCCCUGCCUCAUCUGCCAGGAGGCAGUGGCGGGGCAGCCCUGCCCCUGCUGCGACACCCUGGUCUGUCCCACCUGUGCCAGCGCCUGGUUCCACCACCACAGCAUCCAGCGCCAGGCACCGCGCGCUGCCCUGCACCACUUCUGCUGCCCACUCUGUCGGGACAUGUCGACCUUCCAGGUGGAGAUGUUUCGCCUCGGCAUCAAAAUCCCAACAG
This is a messenger RNA of Fulmarus glacialis (Northern fulmar), 550 nucleotides long. Its product is annotated as G2/M phase-specific E3 ubiquitin-protein ligase-like. Gene Ontology annotation, cellular component: nucleus. The annotation marks the transcript as partial. The transcript has 4 exons. The record is from RefSeq and is a predicted model, not a curated record. Lineage: Eukaryota; Metazoa; Chordata; Aves; Procellariiformes; Procellariidae.